Lethenteron reissneri (Far Eastern brook lamprey) is the source of this 4787-nucleotide messenger RNA. RefSeq names its product insulin-like growth factor 2 mRNA-binding protein 3-B. Gene Ontology annotation, molecular function: RNA binding. The record is from RefSeq and is a predicted model, not a curated record. NCBI's taxonomy places the organism in Eukaryota, Metazoa, Chordata, Hyperoartia, Petromyzontiformes, Petromyzontidae.
CCAGCUCGGCCGCCAUCCGCGCCACAGUCACCGACGCCACCGCCUCCAAUUUCAAUCCGUCCAUUCCCGCCGUCGCCUCGAGCCAUCGGCCGCUCGUCGCGCUACCACAGUGAGCCCGACCAUCUUGUGUCGCCGCGGCGCUCGUUAUUUCUCGACGAUUUAACUCCUAAGCGCGAUAUUUUUGACGAGCAAAGUUUCCUCUCCGGACCCCAGCAUGAACAAGCUGUACAUAGGGCGCCUUGCCGAGGGCACGCAGGCGGCUGAUCUCGAGAGGGUGUUCACGGAGGCGGGCGUCCCGCCGCGGGGCCGCUUCGUGCUGAGACGGGGCUUCGCCUUCGUGGACUGCGCGGACGAGAGGGCCGCGCAGAAGGCCAUCGACCUGCUCUCCGGAAAGGCAGAGAUUCAGGGGAGUACUAUUGAAAUCGAGCAUUCCGUGCCAAGGUGGCAGAGAUAUCGUAAAAUACAAGUGCGUGACAUUCCGUCGAGCCUGCAGUGGGAGGAGCUGUUGAGCAUUCUGGCCGAAUGUGGCAGCGUGGAGAGCUGCAAUCGUGUAAAUUCUGAAGGAUCCUCCACAGUGGUGAACGUUGUUUUUUCAACCAAGGAACAAGCGGAGAUUGCCCUGGACAUGCUGAAUAACAAGGAGGUGAGCAGCCGGCAGCUGAAGGCGUCGUACAUUCCGGACGAGGACGUGCCAAACCAGAGUCCUCGCGAGGCGGGUGACAGCCGUACGAUGCGGAACCCCAAGAGGGGGGGCUACUUCCCCAGGCAGGAUGCGCCCAGGCAAGGACCGGACAUUCCCGUGCGCAUUCUGGUUCCUGCCCAGUUUCUGGGAGCCGUUUUUGGGAAGGAAGGUGCCACCAUCAAGAAAAUCACGCAGGAGUCGCGCUCAAAAAUCGACGUUCAGCGCAAGGAGUGGAGCGGCUCGGCGGAGAAGGUGGUCACCAUCCACUCGAGCGAGGAGGGCUCCAUCGAGGCGUGCCGCCUCAUCCUGGACAUCGUUCGCGACGAGGCCAAGAGCACCAACUUUUCCGGAGAGAUCCCUCUUAAGCUGUUGGUUCACAAUGACUUUGUGGGUCGCAUCAUCGGCCGGGAGGGCCGCAACCUGAAACGGAUCGAGCAGGAAUCUGGAACGAAGAUCACCAUCUCCCGUCUGCAAGAUCUGUCCAUGUACAACCCGGAGCGGACCAUCUCUCUGGACGGGAGCACGGAGCAGUGCAUGAAGGCCGAAGCAGAAAUCGUGAAGCAGGUCUGGGAGAUGUGCGACCGGGACGCCGAGUCGGCUCAAGUGAGUAACGAGAUGGAGGCCAACUUCAUUCCGGGUAUGAACCUGGGCAUGGUGGGGCUGUUUCCGCCUAGUGGCAGCAUGCCCAACACCCCCAGGGGCGAGCAGGAGACCGUGUUCCUGCUUAUCCCGGCACAGGCGGUGGGCACCAUGAUUGGGCGGCAGGGCCAGCACAUCCAGCAGCUGGCGCGCUUCGCCGGCGCCAACAUCAAGAUCGCCCCGGCCGAAACUCCAGAGAGCAAGGAAAGGAUGGUCAUCAUCACAGGCCAUGCCGAGGCUCAGUUCAAGGCUCAGGGCAGGAUCUUCCGGAAGCUGAAGGAGGAGAACUUCGUGCCCCCACGAGAGGAAGUGAGGCUGGAGGUGCGCAUCAAGGUGCCGACGGCAGCAGCCGGACGAGUCAUCGGCCGAGGAGGGCGCACGGUGACCGAGCUGCAGAACCUGACGUGUGCCGAGGUGUUGGUGCCGCGAGACCAGACCCCGGAUGAAGACGACUACAUCUUCGUCAAGAUUGUCGGGCACUUCUUCGCCAGCCAGAUGGCCCAGAGGAAGAUCCGUGAGAUCGUGGCUCGGCUGAAACAGAGGCCCAGUCCUCUUCGGCAAGGCAAGCAGCAGCAGCAGGAGCAAGAUUAAAACCGGGGCCAUGUCAGGGAGGGUGAGGAGUGGGGUUGAGAGUGGGAAGGGGGGGGGGGGAGGUUUUUCAGUGAGCAGAACCACAGGGAUGGUUGGUUGGAUUGUGGAGGCAGUCUUGUCAGCCAGCCCUAUGAUUCUCACCCACUCACACAACCACCUGUUUUCUGUAUUCAUACCUGGGUGGAUGAAAGUGCCUUUUCAUAUUCCUCUCUUACUGAUGUUAGAGAGAUCCUCUCCCUGUUCCAAAACCUCCGACUCUCUCGGCUCCUUUGCUCCCCACAAAAAAAAUGCAUAUCCCUUCUUCGGGAUUAGUAAUUGUUUUCAUUUAUUUUAUUUGUAUUGUAUUCCUCUAACAAAAAAAGGAGAAAAAAAAGUGAAUCCUCGGACCAGCGUGGCUCAGUCAGGAGUCGCCAUGUGGCUUGAAGUUUGUUUCUAGGAACACCGAGCAUGUUUACUGUGCUUUCUUCUCUCUCAAGUGUCUCCCACUGGGUUAGAGAUCUCCAGCGCAAAGAGUGUUUUACCGAAAGCUCUCAAAUAGUCUGCUCCCAACCACAGAGGUCAAAAAAACACUACGUGUUCCGAACAGUCUCUGCUACUCUCGUACACACUGUUGCCAAACGCUGGAAGAGGGAAGAGGGGGCUGGGGGGCGAGGGCGCACUUUGCUCACGCAGCUCUCUCACCGCAGCUUCGUGUGCCCCCCCCCCCCCCCCCUUGUCAGUGCGUCCUUCCUUCCUCACCGCUGUGUUGACCAAACGCAGCAGUUUCAGUCUGCGUGACAACGGUUCGACGUCAAUUGUUGGCCGUGUUUGGUCCGUGUCAUUUAUUGAAACCAAAAAAAAGUAUGCCGUUGGUCAGCGUCUAGAAAAGACAUUUAAAAAAAACAUUUCCACAGUGCAAGGCAAUAAAAGAGUAGGAAUUUUAUUGUUGCUUUUGAGAUUGCUUUUUUUGUAAUUGACACGAGUUGGUAUAUUUUUUUUAAUGCACAAACUGUGCUGAAAGGCAAUUUGUAAACUAGCAAAUUGGAACGUGUAACACUAAAGCAGGUGAUUUUCGUUAUGAUUUUCUAGACGCCGGCCCACACUCUGUGUGCGCGCGUACGUGCGUGCACUUCUGUCUUCCUUCCAAGACUGUGACUUAGCAGCAGCAGCUACCUCAUUCACUGGUACCUCAUAACGUCUCAUUGGAAACUGGGAUUCUGUAAAACUCCAUGGGGGCACGUGUUGCCCAGGCAGCUCACAGCCCGCUCGGGACGAGUCUGUGCGGUUUUUUUUCUUCCCUUCCCCUGUUGCAGUCAAAACAAGAAACCUCUAAAAAAGAACACCUCAAACCGGGAAACCUCAACAAUAUCCGCCCCCUUUAUAAUGGCAUCGCAAGUUUAUCACCAAGUUCACAUUAACCAUGCGCUCACUGGCUUUGCAGAGAACUUCAAAUCGUAUGCUGCGCCCACUGUCCCUUUUUUGUAGCGAACGACGACGCGUGUCUGCGUACGGUUUAAAGCGUCAUCUCAAAAUCCUGUAUUUUGUUGCCGCAAGAAAUUAAUCUGGCAGCUGUUGCGCCACAACUGUUUACUACUACACGCAGUAGCGUAUCUGCUCGGGGAUGGGGUGGCGCGUGUGACGGAGGUGAUGCACGGUUAAUAUGAAGUUGAGUUAGUGAAGCGCUGUGUUUUUCAUGGUGGCUGAUGUUACGGCAUUGGGAGCAGAAAGAACGGAAUUUGUUUUGGUGCUGUUUUCCCCUAAAGGCGCACUGCUUAGAAUAUCGCUCGAAUGUGCGUCGACUUGACGGUAAAUGCUCGUUUUGAAGGCACUUAUUAUUUUUACCCUUGGUUAUUGUUUUUUUAAUUGUUGGUAUUGUUUCUAUUAUUAUUUUACAGUUAAUGGUAAUUGCUGCAUUGUAUGAAAUGGUGCUAAUGGUGGAAGCUGCACGUGUAAGUUGUAGCGUAGUUUUGAACUUCGAAAGGGCCUACAUUGACACCGCACUGGAGGCGCCGACUUCCUAAUUUCUUUUGGAUAAUUGAUGCACACAAAUUUACAGCAAACACCUUCAACGUGACACAAAUGAAAUGUUGGUGAAUUAGAUUUUUUGUUUUCAUCAAAAAGUAUAUGCAAAUGAAAAAAAAAAUACAUGAAAAUGCAUUGUACGGUAACCAAGCGGCCUUAAAUCCUUAAAAGAAACCUUGAAAUCAUUCCAGCAGGUUAAGUGGCGCGGAUGAAUUUUUCUUCACGCAUGUCCAGUGGCCAAUGCCAGCCAGCGGCGUGGCUGCGUGCAACCCGGUCUUGGAACAAACCGUGUGGAAUGAACAAAUGAAUUGUAAGAAUAUAGCACAGGUUCGUUUUAGCCGCCGGUGACCCCCCCCCCCUUCCCCCAAGCCUGGUGGAUGAGCGUGGCGUUGAAAAUUAUUCCCUGCGGAGUGUUUUAGCAGAGUCUCGUCACAGAGCAACGCGUUAUGUGCAAACAUUGUCCUUUGCAUCCAUUGUGUGGCUUCUCAAAAUAUCCGUAUCUCUCGGUUCCACUUGGACUCGCUAACACCACCCAAGUGUUCUCAACAAACUUGUUUUCUCCCGGUCACAUUCACGAGUCUGGCUACAGUGGUGUGCCUUUCGGUAUGCAAGAGAAGCCCCCCCCCCACCCCCCCUGAUUGCACCGUUGCUUUGACUUGGGCUGAAGCCAAGGGACUGGGUUGUGGGAUUUUGCGAGCUCCGUUGGGAAUUCUUUUUUUGACGAUGGAACCGUGGGGAAAGUGGGUUUUGCGGUCGCCGAGGCUCGCAUCCAAGACCAGGGUCGCGUUUGGAAAAUUUUCAGGCAGCCAGCCACCUCGUAUGCCAAUUUGGUUACAUGGCUGUAUUCAAGAUUGAAUAAACAUUUUCUUGGACA